Molecule: messenger RNA, 1534 nt
Organism: Ambispora gerdemannii
Lineage: Eukaryota; Fungi; Glomeromycota; Glomeromycetes; Archaeosporales; Ambisporaceae
Source: the annotation of a GenBank genome assembly
AUGAACAAGGCAUCAGAAGAACUUUUUUUCGACACUAACGAAGAUUAUGAAAUGUUAACACGUGCCAUUAAUGUGCUCAAAUAUCAAGAAGAACGUGCACACGAAGACAUUGCUACGCUGAAAAAACGAAAACUCGAGGCUUUAGAGGACCCUAUAACGUUUGCUGAAAAUUUACGCGAUGGGACAAAUAAAAAACUUCCAAAACGCCAAACUGUCUUUAAAUGUCCUAAUAUCAAGUGGAGUAAAUACACUGGGCCAAAAAACAGCGCAACUUCAAAUGAUGCAAAAUUAACACCAUACGGAAUAAAAUACAAGUCAAAGAUUCCUAGUCUUGCACGCUCUUCCGAGUUGAUGGAAGAAGUUUUGAAGGGAGCAGCUGAAUUAGGGUUAUACCCUGAAGAGACCCCAGCUGAUGAAGGAUCAGAUAGAGAAUCAGAAGCCGAAACACCUUUAUUGGCUACAGGAUUAUCAAACUACGGAGAUGAAAGUAAUAGAAAUAUCACUACUACUGCUUCUACUGACGCUUCUUCGGUGGUUCCUUAUGGCAAGGGUAAAGGCAAGAAGAUGUUGAGCGCUCUUCUCUCUCCAGCCGAAGCUAAUAACAGAGGUGUGAAAAGAUCCACAGUUGAAUCGACUGAUGAAAUUAAAAAAAGACGGAGGGAUUCUUUAACAUGGAAUCCUAAUGGUAGUAGUGAACUUGAAAUUAAUAAUAAUACAGCAAUUGGCAGUAUGGAAAAAGGGAUGACUACUAUAGCAGAGUAUACUCAAAAACCACCAACAACAUCAUUGCUUGCUUCACCCACUUCCUCCUCUUUAUUUAUUAAAGUAAAUCAGAACUCGAAUUCAGAGACAUCGGAUCCAAAACCCAACAAUCAUAAUAUUCCAUGGACGGACGAAGAACAACAACGAUUGAUAGAACUCUUGGCAAUUUAUCCAGACGAAGAAAUACAAUCACAUCGAUUCAAAAAGAUAUCUAAAGCAUUAGGAACACGAACUCCCAAACAGGUUGCAAGUCGAGUACAAAAAUAUUUUAUAAAGUUGGCUAAAAAUGGAUUGCCGGUGCCUGGUCGUAUGCCGAAUCUGCAAACAAUAAAUACGCCAAGCAACAACAAACCAAAAAAACACGGUCGUGUAUCCAAAGUCAAACCCUCCAAACCUCCAGUUGAGCAAUCGUUAAGGCGACCAAGAGUAUCUGGAAUUGCCUAUGAACAAGCAUUACCACCUCCCACCGUGUAUAUGACUGAAGGCGAUGAUAAAAAUGUUAUCAAGGAGAUGAUGAUUUCAAUCAAUAAUAAAGAAAAGAACACCGUGGUUAAUAAUGACAAAGAGAAGUCAUCCCCUUCAUCCUCUUCGUAUUGGAAUGUUGAAAACUCGAUGGAAGAUGCAAUUGAUAUUAUACAUCGUGGAUUUAGUUGUGAUAGUUGCCUCAUCGAUCCAAUAAUUGGUACACGGUAUCAAUGUCUAGAUUGUAAUAAUUCAAGUCGCCAAAUGGAUCUUUGUGAAGAUUGUAUAAAUCAAGGAGAUUUCGAGAAUG